Messenger RNA from Parathielavia appendiculata, 411 nucleotides. RefSeq lists its product as uncharacterized. NCBI's taxonomy places the organism in Eukaryota, Fungi, Ascomycota, Sordariomycetes, Sordariales, Chaetomiaceae. Gene Ontology annotation, biological process: translation. The transcript is spliced from 3 exons. The record is from RefSeq and is a predicted model, not a curated record. Bases 1 to 411 code for a protein of 136 amino acids. Gene Ontology annotation, molecular function: structural constituent of ribosome. Gene Ontology annotation, cellular component: ribosome.
AUGGCCGACUCUGACUCUCCGGUCACGCUGCGCACGCGCAAGUUCAUCCGCAACCCGCUGCUCGGUCGCAAGCAGAUGGUCGUUGACAUCCUCCACCCCAACCGCGCCAACAUCUCCAAGGAUGAGCUCCGCGACAAGCUCGCCGGCAUGUACAAGGCCCAGAAGGACCAGGUCAGCGUCUUCGGUCUCCGGACCCAGUUCGGUGGCGGCAAGACGACCGGCUUUGCCCUCAUCUACGAUUCCCCCGAGGCGAUGAAGAAGUUCGAGCCCCACUACAGGCUGGUCCGCGUGGGCCUGGCCACCAAGAUCGAGCGCGCGAGCAGGCAGCAGCGCAAGCAGCGCAAGAACAGGCAGAAGACCCUCCGGGGUACGGCGAAGGUCAAGGGCCCCAAGCCCAAGAAGGAGAAAUAA